This is a messenger RNA of Armigeres subalbatus, 910 nucleotides long. RefSeq names its product 3-oxoacyl-[acyl-carrier-protein] reductase FabG-like. NCBI's taxonomy places the organism in Eukaryota, Metazoa, Arthropoda, Insecta, Diptera, Culicidae. The record is from RefSeq and is a predicted model, not a curated record. The transcript is spliced from 2 exons. Bases 39 to 809 code for a protein of 256 amino acids. Gene Ontology annotation, molecular function: oxidoreductase activity.
UCGCUCAGAAUUCAGUCUCGUUUUUCAGCUCUUUCGUGAUGGAUUUCACCGGUAAAGUUGUUCUCAUCACGGGAGCCAGUAGUGGCAUCGGCGCCGCAACGGCGAAGUACUUUACCGCGUUGGGAGCUAGCGUUGUUCUAACCGGCAGAAACGCAGAAAAUCUCAAUAAAACAGGUUCAGAAUGUGAGGCUCUGGGUAAGGAAAAGCCAUUGUUGCUGGUGGCCGAUGUUACAAGUACUGAUGACAACAUCCGGGUGAUCGAAAAGAUCAUUAAAAAGUUCGGUAAAUUGGAUGUUUUGGUGAACAAUGCCGGCAAAGGGCUAUCAGGAGGCAUUGAAAACACCAGCGUGGAGCAGUAUGACGAUAUCAUGAAUACGAAUGUGAGGGCUGUAUAUCACCUGACGAUGCUGGCGGUGCCUCAUCUUAUCGAGAGCAAAGGGAAUAUUGUCAAUGUAUCGAGCGUCGCCGGUACAAGAUCUUUCCCAAACUUUUUAGCCUACAGUGUAUCGAAGGCCGCUUUGGAUCAAUUUACGAGAUGCGUUGCGCUUGAAUUGGGGCCGAAACAAGUUAGAGUGAAUUCUGUUAAUCCAGCGGUCAUCAUAACGGAUUUCCAUAAUCGACUCGGUAUGAGUGCGGAAGCCUACGCUGCCUAUCUGAAGAGCUGUGAGCAAACCCAUGCUCUGGGCCGUGUGGGACAACCGUCGGAAGUAGCAGCGGCCAUCGCUUUCCUUGCGGGGGACUCGGCUAGCUUCAUCACCGGAACGUGUCUUUGCGUGGAUGGAGGAAAGAAUGUGAUGUGUCCACGUUAAUGUUAUUGAAUGUCCACAUUGAUAAUGCAAAACUAUUUCUUUCUGUAAUUAAUUGCAGAAUUUUUAUAUUCAAUAAAUAUAACAAAUUUAAUAUGGUUCCA